Messenger RNA from Aspergillus eucalypticola CBS 122712, 1241 nucleotides. Its product is annotated as Mob1/phocein family protein. The transcript has 5 exons. NCBI's taxonomy places the organism in Eukaryota, Fungi, Ascomycota, Eurotiomycetes, Eurotiales, Aspergillaceae. The coding region runs from base 153 to 1037 and encodes 294 amino acids. Gene Ontology annotation, cellular component: nucleus; cytoplasm. Gene Ontology annotation, biological process: signal transduction; cell division; positive regulation of protein phosphorylation. Gene Ontology annotation, molecular function: protein kinase activator activity. The record is from RefSeq and is a predicted model, not a curated record.
GUCCUGAUUCAGGUAUCCCUAAAGAGGCGCAUUCUUCCAACGGAACUCUACACAACACCUCGUUUCGACCAAGAACACUGGAAAAGCGCCCGUGGCUUUGUAUUUGACUGAAGGGAGGAACCAAAGGGAAAGAAAAAGAAAUUCGCAAGGAGAUGGCAUCCUUCAUCACAACCAUGUCUGUCCCCAUCCUUUCUGUUACUGCUUCGUCCGAUGUUGGACAGCCUGCCCCGCCAUCCUCAUCUUCUCCCCAACCUUCGCUCCCCUCCUCUCCGUCCAUCACCUCCCCUUCAGUCUGCUAUGGCACUGUCCAGACUUCCCCUGGCCCCUUCUCUGAGCCCCCCUCAUAUCUAUCCCCGGCAGUACGCGCCCUGAAAUAUGAUCCCGCUGGACUGACACCUCCCAGCAACGCUCGGACCCGAGCUCCCUUCAAGCCGCGGUCGGCAGCCAAGGGCACCACUAGCUAUCAACUGAGACAGUUCGCAGAAGCAACCCUGGGAAGUGGAAGCUUGCGGAAGGCCGUGAAGCUUCCAGAAGGCGAGGAUUUAAACGAGUGGCUUGCAGUCAAUGUGGUCGACUUCUACAACCAAAUCAACUUGCUCUAUGGCGCGAUCACAGAAUUCUGUUCUCCGCAAUCAUGUCCGGAAAUGAAGGCAACUGAUGAAUUCGAAUAUCUCUGGCAAGAUUCGGAAAAUUACAAGCGACCGACGAAGAUGUCGGCCCCAGAAUAUAUCGAACAUCUGAUGAGUUGGGUACAAAGCAGUAUCGACAACGAACAGAUUUUCCCCAGCAGGCUUGGCGUCCCCUUCCCCAAGGUGUUCCCGAGCCUCGUGCGCCAGAUCUUUAAGCGAAUGUAUCGCGUAUAUGCGCACAUUUACUGCCACCACUACCCGGUUGUGGUCCAUCUCGGACUGGAGCCUCAUCUUAACACCAGCUUCAAGCAUUACGUGCUCUUCAUUGACGAGCACCGUCUGGCCAGCGGGAAGGAUUUCUGGGGUCCGUUGGGAGAUCUUGUGGAUAGCAUGCUGCGCAGUGACUAGAGAUGAGAUCGGUCGAAGGGCUAGACGACCAUGAAGAAAGAGGUUGAGAGGAUGGCGUUUCGGGUGUUGGCAUUCGGGAGGGCGCAUUUCACUCGUAGAGGCAGUCUGGCGUUACAUAGCGUGUGCGACUGUAUUUUGCAUUUUGAAAACGAAUAAAGGCAUGAAGACUGGAGGAUUGUUCCCAAAUAUAGCACCGCAAUCACG